AUGCAACUAAACUCUCGAUGCGUCUUAUCAUUCCUCAUUAUUUGCAUAUCAUCUACGUUUGCCUCGCAUCAUCACAGAUCACGACAUCAUCGUGAUACGGAACGUCCAAAUUCAAGGCUACCAGCCGGUCCAAGACACGCUCUGUUUACUGACAGUAAAUUUGUAGUAGUAAGGCCGAACAAAAGCAACAGUCAGUCAGCUGAAGUCAUCGAAAACAAUUGGAAUUCAGUGGAUAGUAGUAAGGUAAGAAUUAGUAUAUAAUGUUAUAGUAUAUUGGCUGUUAAGUAAAAAAAGUUUUCAAAAAUUUAAAAACUUUUAGACUUUUAAAAUUAGCUUAAAAAACUAUAACAAUACCUCACGUAAUUGUUUUUCAGCUUCUCUACGACCACCUGUUUUUCCCCUUGAUACCGGUCGAAAACCACGGAAUGCCAAAGCCAGACCUAUUACCGGGCAAGCAUGCCAUCAAAUUUGAAACUGACACCGAUUUAAAUUUAAACAAGGAACCAACCGACAUCAAGUCGACGUUGAAAAAAAUCUUGAUGCGAAUAGACGCGUAG
This is a messenger RNA of Bursaphelenchus okinawaensis, 557 nucleotides long. Lineage: Eukaryota; Metazoa; Nematoda; Chromadorea; Rhabditida; Aphelenchoididae. The record is from the annotation of a GenBank genome assembly.